Messenger RNA from Triticum aestivum (bread wheat), 1611 nucleotides. RefSeq lists its product as uncharacterized. The transcript has 3 exons. NCBI's taxonomy places the organism in Eukaryota, Viridiplantae, Streptophyta, Magnoliopsida, Poales, Poaceae. Bases 1 to 876 code for a protein of 291 amino acids. The record is from RefSeq and is a predicted model, not a curated record.
AUGGUGGAGGCUGCCACCGACCAGCGGGGCAGGGGGGAGGAGAAGGCGAGCGCGCACGCGCCUCUGUUUCGUUUCCGCGCCGACGUAAAUCCGGCUAAAAAAUGGGCGGGGAAUGGGCACCCGUCCUUAUCCAAGCAACCCCACGUCCUUAUCCUCAUCAACUGUUCAUCCACACAAACCUCAUCCUCUCGCUCGUGUCUCACCUGCCUUGCCUCUGUCUCUCGCUCGUGCCGUUGCAUCCUUGCUCCGGCGAGCCCCACCACUAGCCACGCGAGGAGCUGCAACCGGAGGACGGAGGAGCUGCUACCGGACACUCCGGGAGCUGCAACCGGCGGGCAGAGGAGCUACAAGCCGGGAACUAAACCGACGACCGCCGUGCUGGAUUCAGCGCGCCGGGGUGCUGCAACCGGCAGAUUAAAUAGCUACAACUACCUUUUGUUUUUGCUCGGAUUGGUGAAAAAUUUCGGUGCGACCAUCGACGCUUGUAGCUCCGGCGAGAGCAACAUAUGCUCGCUGCGGAUAUGCGCGCAGCUCGUGCUCUACCCCAACAGCACGAUGCGUGCAGCUCUGGCGAUGGACAACAUCUUACUGGCGUGCGGCCCUUCCCCAACAGAUGGCUUGUCGCGGAUGAUGAUCUGCACGCUCCACUCAGCUCGCAGGAGAGGGCAACCACCAUCAAAAGAUGCUUCAACCUCGGCGUGGCAGAGCCCAAGUGUAGGUCCGGGAGCUGCAACGAACCAGACAAAUGAUGGAACAUGUGACGACCGUGUUGUGUCGGCGACGGUGCGGUCCACCAUUGCUGGAACCAGCUUCUUUUUUGGCUGGAACUACCAUUAUUUUUUGCUGGAACUUUUUUUUUUUGCUACAAUCAACUAGUGUGUUUGCUGCUGAGUUUUUUUUUUGCUGGAACCAGCAUGUGUGUUUUCUGAAACUGGCUUUUUUGUUUGCUACAAUCGUCUUUCUCAGAUUUGUACUGCUGAGAUUAUUUUUGCUGGAAAUGUCAUCAAUUUUUGGUACCAUCGUAUUCUUGUUUUGCUGGAACCAAUUUAUUUUUCAAGGAUCCAACUUGAUGGUGGUGCGGGUAGUUUUUUUUUUGUGAACUUCGACGGCGAGCAUCGACGGGGAGCACGGCAGUAACUGUCGACGACGAGGGCAAACGGGGUAGGGCAGACACAAGCAACAUGACGUGGUGGCGAGGUGUGGCUGUCAUGUGCUUGUGUUUUUUUUUUCAGAUCUCGUGCACGGUGGGGAAGAAAGAGAUGGACGGUGGAAGGAUCAGACGGCUGAUAGUGGCAGAAUCGUACGGCUUGCGGGUGACCUGCCCAAAUUUGAACCCACGCGCCGGCGCCUAUCUUCGCCCAUUUACAAAGGCUCAUUCAAUGCAUGAGAUGAGCCGGUCGACAAUACCUGUAAACAACUGACGCAACACUGGCAGGUUGCAGCCGGCUGGUAGCUAUAUACGGAACUACGUGGCGUGGAGCAACCGUCGCUCUAACACGAGGAGGUGAAGGCAACAUCCAACACCAGAUGUACAUGAAAAAAAGCAUCAUGUCGAGGAGUGCUCUCACCGAGCUAGUUAAGUUCUCAUCUAUAUUAGCACAUAUUGUUUAA